AUGGAGGCCUUGGGCUCUGAUGUCACGCGACCCCAGUACCGGGUCUACAAACGACGCUUCUGGGGUCUAGCGCAGCUGGUGCUGCUGAAUAUCGUCGUCAGCUGGGAUUGGCUGACCUUCUCGUCAAUCUCCACGACCGCCGCCGACUACUUCCAGGUAUCGGAGAGCGCUAUCAAUUGGAUGAGCACCGGUUAUCUCUUCGCAUUCUGCAUCGUCAGCCCGUUCGUUAUCUGGGUCUUGAACAAAGGCGGCCCCAGACCAGCCAUCAUCACCACCGCCACGCUCCUGCUCGUCGGAAAUUGGCUGCGCUAUGCCGGCACAAGAGCAAAUGGUGGGAUCUUUGGCCUCGCCAUGUUCGGCCAGAUCCUGAUCGGUCUGGCGCAACCGUUCUGUCUAUGCGCCCCAACGCGGUACAGCGAUCUCUGGUUCUCAGACAAAGGUCGCACGAGCGCAACAGCUGUCGCCAGUUUAGCGAACCCGCUUGGUGCAGCAAUAGGACAAUUGGUGGAUUCGGAGUGGGUAACGAAGCCCUCAGAUAUUCCCAAUAUGGUCCUAUAUAUCUCUAUCAUUUCGAGCGUUGCAUCUAUUCCAUCAUUCUUUAUCCCCGCUGCGCCUCCCACUCCCCCCAGCGCCUCAUCGGCCAUCCCACGUACCCCAUUGAUACCUGCGACACAAAAGCUGCUCGGGACCGUGGAGUUCUGGUUAAUUCUAGUCCCCUUCGCUGUAUACGUGGGGUUCUUCAACAGUGUCUCGUCGCUCUUGAACCAAAUUCUUAGCCCAUAUGGUGCAUCCGAAACAGAAGCAGGAAUCGCCGGCGCAAUUCUGAUUGUAGUCGGCUUGAUCACUGCAGCCAUCAUGUCACCCAUCACUGAUAGAUACAAGCACUAUCUGGGAUCGAUCCGCGUGCUCGUGCCGAUCGUGGUGGCGUCGUAUAUUGGGUUGAUCUUUGCGCCGGGCAGUCCUGCGGGAAUCGGUCCCUCCUAUGUUGUGAUGGCGUUGAUGGGUGCUUCCUCCUUCGCAUUGCUUCCCAUCGUGCUGGAGUAUUUGGUUGAGAUCACGUAUCCGUUUUCCCCGGAAAUUGGAAGUACCAUUUGCUGGACAGGUGGACAGCUGCUCGGCGCAUGCUUCAUUCUCAUUCAGGAUGCGCUCAAGGCGGGGGAUAACGCAAGCCCUCCGUUCAACAUGCGCAAUGCUUUGAUAUUUGCAGCUGUAGUUGCGGCAGCGGCGGCUCCUUUCCCUCUGUCGCUUAGUCUCUUCGGUAGAGUGGUGAAGCGACGGCGUCUGGAGAUUGAUCGUGGGGUUGAGCUUUCUCCCUCGAACUCUGCAGAACAAGCCAGGCCCGAUAGUAGCACCAAGGAUGAGAUCAAGUCUUCAUCGGCUUUGAAAGAAUCCACAAUCAAGGACGUCUGA
Messenger RNA from Penicillium argentinense, 1410 nucleotides. RefSeq names its product putative cell surface receptor/MFS transporter (FLVCR). Gene Ontology annotation, biological process: transmembrane transport. The transcript is spliced from 4 exons. Gene Ontology annotation, molecular function: transmembrane transporter activity. Lineage: Eukaryota; Fungi; Ascomycota; Eurotiomycetes; Eurotiales; Aspergillaceae. Gene Ontology annotation, cellular component: membrane. The record is from RefSeq and is a predicted model, not a curated record. The coding region runs from base 1 to 1410 and encodes 469 amino acids.